GCUGAGACUUUGGAACCACGUCCAUGAUUUUUCUCUCGGUCGUUUUUUCUAAAUAGAGCACACCUAUCUCUAUUUGCAGCGCACCAACGUCAACCGAGCUAAAAAAAUGUCGAUGUUUAUGAAGGGGAAGAAGUACGGACUCAUAAUGCCCAGCGGGAAGAAGGCUGCUGCUGUUAAACCCGUUGCGAAGCUAUCAGCGUUUGGAGACAGCUCCAGUGACGAGGCAUACGAUGGCAAAAAGCAAGUCAAUGCCUCAUUGAAGAGAGAACACGCAAAGAGUAAAAAACAGAUGGAAGAGGCAGCGUCUCAGGCACUGGCAGAAGAUCCGUCCAUCUUUGAGUACGACAGUCUGUAUGAUCAGAUGGUGGAGGAGAAGAAGAAGAAAGUCCAGAACCUCUCCAGUGAAAGAAAACCAAAGUACAUCCACACUCUGAAGAAGGCGGCAGAGCGGAGGAAACUGGAGGGAGAGCUGGUCUACGAACACCUGGCACAGAAGGAUAUCGAAAAAGACGCGGAGGAAUUCCGAGACAAGGAGAGUUUCGUGACCUCGGCCUACAAGAAGAAGCUGGAGGAGAGGAGGCAACUGGAAGAGGAGUUGGCCAGGGAGGCUGCCUUGGAAGAGGCUAACGAUGUGACAAAGCAGAAAGAUCUGAGUAGAUUCCAGAAGCACUUGUUCAACCAAAUAGCAUCUUCUGGAGCACCAGGGGAGAGUCAUGUCAAACAGCCACAGUCGACAGAGAGCAGAGAAAAAGAGCAAGAAGACAGAGGAUCUGGUGGCUCGAAUCAGAAUGAGAGAGAGGCAAGAGAAGGAAAAGAUGAAAGGAGGGAGAAGAGACGAAGUUCAGAGACUCAGAGGAGGGAAAGUGGCGGGAAGGAGAGGAGACACUCUUCAGAGGGAGGCAGGGAGAGGAGGGACAGCGACAGAAAGAGCAGAGGGGAGAAGGAGAGGAGGGACAGCAGGGGGGAGGAGAGGGAGAGAAGGAACAGUGAGCGAGACAGAAGAAGCAGGGAGAGAGGCUACAGAGACUAUGGUGAGAGGUCUAGUCACAGAGAAAGAAGGGAAAGCCAAGAACAAGAAAAAAUCCAAGAAAAGGAUGGUCCUACUGAUGAUAAAGAAAUGGACACAGACGCUAAUAAAACUGAGGAAGGUUCUGUGCCUCCGAAGAAGAGGAUAAGGAUUCGUGCUGGCGUCGAAGUCGAGGAGGAAGACGUGACACCGGUGGAGAGGAGAAAGCUGGCAGCUGCCAAGAAAGCCACCGAGGAGACGAUGAUGUCCGCCAAAGAGAGAUACCUUGCCCGAAAGAGAGCUAAAUCCGAGGCUGAGACUAGGAAACACUCAACCUCUGAUGAUUAA
Messenger RNA from Geodia barretti, 1354 nucleotides. Lineage: Eukaryota; Metazoa; Porifera; Demospongiae; Tetractinellida; Geodiidae. The record is from the annotation of a GenBank genome assembly.